AUGGAGCCUUCAAUACUAAGGUCACUGGCUCAGGCCGGCCGUAGCAGCAAGUCUUGGGCUCAGUCGACGCGGAUCAACCAUCAAUGUACUAGGACCUUCAGCAACAGCCCGCGAUGUGGAUUGAGGGAGCAAUCGAAGGGUGUGACGGCCGAGAACUCGACGUCGCAAGGACAGCCGGCGGCGAAUCUGAGUCAGGAGGUUACUGAGGAAGAGAAGAAUCACUAUGAUAAAGUAGUGGAGCACAGCAAGAAGAGCCAGAUGCGGUCGCCAUGGAUGCACGAGGGCAGCGACAAGCCUCCGGUUGCUAGGAUGAGGUCUGCUGGAGCUAUGGUCAAAGGUACCGAUGUCCAGUCGUUCGAUGUGAUACUGAGACUAACGCAAUGGACAGGCAAGCUUCUAACAACGCCCUCCCGCAUGCUCAAGCUCAUCCUCCCUCUCACCACCCGAGACGCCAACAAAGAUCGCAAGAACGUCGAACCUCUAGCUCUCCUCGUACACCCACAACAGCCUCUUAGCUAUCUCGAACGCCUAAUCCAAUCCGAGCUACCCGUCAUAAAGAACGACAAUGGAGAAGACAAGAUCCCAGCCGUCCACUUCCGCGCACAAGACCUAGGAGAAGAAGCCAUCAACCCAGACCGCCACGAACCCGACGAGGACUCUGAAGAAUACAAGUUCGAACACUCCGAAGACUUUAAGAUUGAUGGAAAGACCGAACGUACUGGAAAACUCAACGAGUCUGGAGAUAACGCCGUGAAGCCUGUUCAACCUGCCAAUCCUGUCAAGGAGCCCGACCCGGAGCACCCCGACUUUGUGCGUUGGUCACCCAGUACCGAGAUUGGCGAUUUCAUCAGAGAUGCCGCUCGUGGUAAAGAGUUCAGUGUUGAUAUCGAGGGUGCUCCUGAGCCCAUCUUUGUCGCUGUACCAUCCUUCGCCGACCGCACAUACUAUCUUCGCAUGCGCCUUCGCAAGACGGCCAAGCAGAUCUCCUCAUUGGCGGACAUCAAGACAGAGUGUGACAGAUUGGCCCACAAGAGUGCUCAACGUGUUGCUCAGGGAGGUUUCGCCGUCUUGGUCGGUUGGUGGGGCAGUGUCUACGUCCUCACUUUUCAGACUGAUCUCGGCUGGGAUGUUAUGGAGCCUGUCACCUAUCUCGUCGGUCUGUCUACUUUGAUUGGCGGUUACAUGUGGUUCUUGUACCACAACCGUGAAGUCAGCUACCGCUCUGCCAUGAACUUCACCGUCAGCAAGAGACAGGAUAAGCUUUACCAGGCCAAGGGGUUCGAUGUCUCGAAGUGGGACGCUCUUGUUGAGGAGGGUAACCGUCUGAGAAGAGAGAUCAAGAUGGUCGCCGAGGAGUACGAUGUUGAUUGGGAUGAAGCCAGAGAAGAGGGCGACGAGAAGGUCGCAAAGGCGCUGCGUGACGAGCGUAGAAAGAAGCAGAUCUCCAAGGACGGAGAGGAUGAAGAGGGCAAGAAGCGCAAGAAGUCAAAGGAGGAUGACGAAGACGAUGAUUGA
Messenger RNA from Aureobasidium pullulans EXF-150, 1515 nucleotides. RefSeq lists its product as uncharacterized. Gene Ontology annotation, molecular function: uniporter activity; calcium channel activity. The transcript has a single exon. Lineage: Eukaryota; Fungi; Ascomycota; Dothideomycetes; Dothideales; Saccotheciaceae. Gene Ontology annotation, biological process: calcium import into the mitochondrion; mitochondrial calcium ion homeostasis. The record is from RefSeq and is a predicted model, not a curated record. Gene Ontology annotation, cellular component: uniplex complex; mitochondrial inner membrane. The coding region runs from base 1 to 1515 and encodes 504 amino acids.